CAUAUGGAAUCGGUGUUAAUGCGCAUGCGCGCCAACAAUUUCCUUUUCCCUGGACCUGAUUGCAUUGAUAUUAUCCAGUAUUAAUUUUUAUUCCACGGACUGAUUUUGCUCAUAAAGAGGAUUCAGAGUGUCUUUUAUGAGUAAUCAAAGGCAGCAGAAGCCUACGCUAACAGGCCAGCGUUUCAAAACCCGGAAAAGAGAUGAAAAGGAGAGGUUUGACCCUUCCCAGUUUCAGGAAAGCAUCAUACAAGGUCUGAACCAAACCGGCACUGACUUGGAAGCUGUCGCAAAGUUCCUUGAUGCCUCUGGUGCCAAGCUCGACUACCGCCGCUAUGCUGAGACCCUGUUUGACAUCCUGGUGGCUGGUGGAAUGCUGGCCCCAGGGGGAACCCUGGCAGAUGACGUGACCUGCACUGAGUUCUGUCUCUUUAAAGCACAAGAGGACAUGGAGACCAUGCAGGCAUAUGCACAGGUCUUUAACAAACUUAUUAGGCGCUACAAAUAUUUGGAGAAAGGGUUUGAGGAGGAGAUUAAAAAGCUGCUGCUGUUUCUCAAGGGCUUUACAGAGUCUGAGCGCAACAAGCUGGCCAUGCUAACAGGGAUUCUGCUGGCCAACGGCAAUCUUUCUGCAUCCAUUCUUAGCAGCCUCUUCAAUGAAAACCUAGUCAAAGAAGGUGUUUCGGCAUGCUUUGCGGUAAAACUCUUCAAAUCCUGGCUUUCUGAAAAGGACAUCGGAUCUGUUUCUGCCAGUCUCCGAAAGGUUGGCAUGGACAACAGACUCAUGGAGCUGUUUCCUGCCAACAAGCGUAGUUGUGAGCACUUCUCGAAGUACUUCACAGACGCCGGGCUCAAGGAGCUUUCGGACUUUGCCAGAAACCAGCAGUCCAUUGGUGCUCGCAAGGAGCUACAAAAAGAGCUUCAGGAGCAGAUGUCACGUGGGGACCCCCUCAAAGAUAUCAUCGCAUACACCCGCGAGGAAAUCAAGAAGAACAACAUCUCUGAGCAGACAAUGAUUGGACUAAUCUGGUCGAGCGUAAUGAGCUCUGUGGAGUGGAACAAGAAGGAGGAGCUGGUCACAGAACAAGCCAUCAAACUUUUAAAGCAAUACAGCCCACUGUUAAAGGCGUUUACCUCCCAAGGCCUCUCUGAGCUUACUCUCCUGCUGAAGAUCCAGGAGUACUGUUAUGACAACAUCCACUUCAUGAAGGCCUUCCAGAAAAUUGUCGUUCUGCUCUACAAAGCGGAUGUCUUGAGCGAGGAGGCGAUUCUGAAGUGGUACAAUGAGACCCACCUUGCCAAAGGAAAGAGUGUUUUCCUUGAGCAGAUGAAGAAAUUUGUUGAAUGGCUCAAGAACGCAGAGGAAGAGUCCGAGUCUGAGGAAGAGGAGGCAGACUGACGACCUCUAGCUAUAACUACCACAUUGAUUUGUAUUUUCACAUUAAUAGCAUCAGAUGCAGUAGAAGGAUUUGUAACAGAAGUCUGUCUAUAAUUUGUUUCCUCCUUUUUCUAUUCCCUCCUCAUAUAUAGUUCAACUGUAAUGUAAGGGCUUUAAUAUUGCUUUAAUUUUCAACAUGUUUUCUGUCUGAAUCAAUACUUGUACUCUUCCUUAUACUCCUUCGGGAGCCGGUCACAGUGCCACAUUUAGCUAAAUAGAUGGAAACCCCUUUCAUGUAAUAUAUAACGAGGGAGGCUUUUUUGGAUAGAUGGUUCCCUUUUUAAAAUUAGCCUGUUUGGGGGCAAAUUUCACAGCUAUUGUAUUUAGUCAUGGAACACUUAUUUGCCAGAGGUCCAUCUGUGUAGCCAUGAUAUCUUGGUCCCCUGAAAGGCAAAACUGUUUUUGUAACCUCAUUUCACAUUUCUGCCAAUUAUGUGACAACUUCUGAAUUUAUUUAUUUUCUUGCCAGUUUAUAGAUUCUGUCUCUAUUGGCCAUGGGUAUGUGCCAUUUCAAACAGCAAUGAUGACAGCUGCAAUGCCCCAUUUAAAAAAAAGAAAAGAAAAGAACUUUAACUGUUCUACAUCUUAUGUAAGAGAAUCAUGCUAACUUGAUUUCUUUUAUUUACAGACUUUUUAAAAUAAAUGGAAAUUAAUGGU
Larimichthys crocea (large yellow croaker) is the source of this 2092-nucleotide messenger RNA. Its product is annotated as basic leucine zipper and W2 domain-containing protein 1-A-like. Gene Ontology annotation, cellular component: cytoplasm; membrane. Lineage: Eukaryota; Metazoa; Chordata; Actinopteri; Sciaenidae. Gene Ontology annotation, molecular function: protein binding. The coding region runs from base 137 to 1396 and encodes 419 amino acids. The record is from RefSeq and is a predicted model, not a curated record. The transcript is spliced from 12 exons.